UCGUUUUCACGUCGCCACGCUUCUUCUGGACUUCCAUGGCUUAAAACUAUUUUUGUGUCAGUCUUGAAAGGGCGUGUAGUUGUCUAGCUCAGUCCCGUAGCGAGCUAGUAAAGGGAGUGCCCUGAAGAAGAUAGGCCAAGUUCAGGUAUGGGUGGUGUCAUGGAGGAGGAGGUGGUGCGAGGGUUCCUGAGGAGGUUCCUAGAGGAGUUCCCUGCUCCGCUGGGUUCUGAAGACCCCCUGCCUCUCAACCCCCUCAGCAGGAAGGUCAGCCUGGACGAACUAAGAGGAGAGAGCCUGGAUCUGGGCUUACGCCUACUCAACACCAGAGACGCUCCUUCAACACUGAAUGCAGCCAUGUGCCAUGCAGCCUUGGCUGAGCUGCUGAAGGCUGACCUUUCACCUUUCCACCUCCCCCAGGAAGCCGAACAGCAGCAAGGAGAGGAACAGGAAGUUGUUUUGCUCCAAUCAGAGCCCGUCCAGCGGCUGUUUCUCAAUAAGCUUCGGGAGGUGGGUGUGGCUUGGCAUCAGAAUCUCCCCUCCCCUCUCCCAGUAGGACCCUCCCGUUUUCUCAUGUGCUCCGCCCACGCCAUCAGGAACACUCGAAGGAAGAUGGAGGAUCGCCAUGUGACCCUCCCUGACUUCAACACACUCACUGGCCUCAAGGACGGUGUGGAGCGUGGUUACUACGCUGUGUUUGACGGGCAUGGCGGUGUGGACGCUGCUAUCUAUGCUGCCACCCACCUGCACGUCACUCUCAGCCAGCAGGAGGGGCUGCAGAGCGACCCGGCCACUGCCUUCAAGACAGCCUUCACCCGCACUGAUGACAUGUUGAGAGGGAAAGCCAAGAGAGAGCGUCUUCGCAGCGGCAGUACAGGCGUGGCGGUGCUGCUGCAGGGGGAGUGGCUUCAUGUGGCGUGGCUGGGAGACUCCCAGAGCAUGCUGGUCAGACGGGGACAAGACAUCACUCUGAUGGACCCACACAAGCCUGACAGAGAGGAUGAGAAGCAGCGUGUAGAAGCCCUGGGUGGAUGCAUCGUCUUCAUGGGCUGUUGGCGUGUCAAUGGAACCUACGCUGUCUCUAGGGCCAUAGGCGACUUUGACCAGAAGCCCUAUGUCUCUGGCGACGCUGACUGUUCCUCCACACGGCUACAUGGAGACGAGGACUACAUUCUCCUGGCCUGCGACGGUUUCUUCGACGUCGUCCGGCCCGCAGAGGUCCCGGCUCUGGUCCUCGGGGUGCUUCGGGAGCAGGGGGAAUCCCAGGGGGCCGUGGAGGGGGCUGGGUGUGAAGAGGUCUCAGAGGGUGUUCUGGGAGAGCGCGUGGCCCAGGAGCUAGUAGCUCAUGCCAAGGCAGCGGGUUCUAGUGAUAACAUCACUGUCAUGGUGGUGUUUCUACGUCCCCCUGCACAGCUACUGCUCCGGGACCAGAGCAACACCGCUGUUGCUACUGAGGGGCCAGCCCAGGAGUAGGGUGAAGUUGUCCCUAGGCACUGAUCUGGGGUAAGUUUUGUAUUAAUGGUUAAGGUUAGAAUUGGGGGAGGGGGAUCACCGCUAAUCCUAGAUCUGUACCUCGGGGAAACUUCACCCCGGAGCUCCAGCCCAGGCCUCCAACUCCCAGAACACACGGGGGCAGUGAGACAGGAAGUCUGCUGCUGCUACCCACAGUGCACGUGGGCAGGGAGGCAGGAAUUGGACUGGAUUUAAAAGGCAGUAUUUAUUAUGUAAUGACGUGACGGUGCCAAACUACUCGGUCACUGCGUGUUGUGGUCAGCCUUUUGAAUCACCGCUGGUGCUGAAACAGAUAUUCAACUGGACUGGAGAAGCUCUGUUCAUAACAAAACAAGUCUUAGCACAGACUAAUAGUUCUGCCAAUGGUCAGAAUCCAGUGUGCUACAAUAAGGUCCCUCUGGAUUCGUUUGUAGAUGUAAGACAGAGCUGUCCAACCCUCUUCCUGGAGAUCUACUGUCCUGUAGGUUUUCAGUCCAACCCUCUUCCUGGAGAUCUACUGUCCUGUAGGUUUUCAGUCCAACCC
This is a messenger RNA of Salvelinus namaycush (lake trout), 2032 nucleotides long. It is a transcript of the gene ppm1f, whose product is annotated as protein phosphatase, Mg2+/Mn2+ dependent, 1F. Gene Ontology annotation, biological process: protein dephosphorylation; negative regulation of protein kinase activity. The record is from RefSeq and is a predicted model, not a curated record. Lineage: Eukaryota; Metazoa; Chordata; Actinopteri; Salmoniformes; Salmonidae. The transcript is spliced from 8 exons. Gene Ontology annotation, cellular component: cytosol. The coding region runs from base 148 to 1470 and encodes 440 amino acids. Gene Ontology annotation, molecular function: cation binding; protein serine/threonine phosphatase activity.